CUCCCCUGUCCCUCUGCAGAUGCUGUCCCUGCUUUCUGGCAAUCCCCUGGGAGGCUGGCUGGCAAGCAGGGAAGGCAGGCAGAAGGAUGAUGUCACUGGUGGGUGCCCUGAGGACCGGCAGGGUCAGUGAGGGCUGGGAAAGAUGUUUUUGCCAGGAAGGAAAGUGGGGGAGAGGACAGGUGGGGAGGGCCCUGAGGCGGGCUGUCGCCUGCCUGGGUCUCCUGGGAAGGUAAAGGGUCCUUGGUGUAGAUGAGAGCUCAACAGGACUGGGACCUGGUGGGACCUCUGGGCUGAGAAAAGCCAGUGGCUGGGCUUUUGUCAUUGGAAGGCCUGCUCUACUGAUGACGAGAUACGAAGUACCGAAGUACCGUCCACUUCUCACUUCCAUUCCCGGGCAGGGGCCUGCAUUGUGGGAGGGGUGAGUGGGGAGACCUGGACGGGCCCCUGAGUUGCUUGUCUCUGUCACUGGGCCUCACCUCAGUUCCUCUUCUUCACCCCGUGCACUUCGGUCUGUGCUGACACCAAAGUCCCUCGUUAUUCCCCCGUGUCCCAGCCCUCACCGCCUGCUGCAGGCCACAGUCCCCUCUUUGUGUUUCUGCAGAUGGCAGAGCAGCCGAUGGCUGGGGACUUCCCAUCAGGGGAGUUCACAGCCAAACCGUGGUCAGAGGCCUUACCUUGUGUAUGUCCUGUCCCCGCAGUUCUCGUGGUGAUGGAAAGAAGAGAGGGUCAAGACUGGGGAACCCCUGUGAUAGGCCAGCCUGUCUUCCUGUCUCUUGGCUGUAUAGGAAGUAGUGUGUGUGGGGGGGUGCACCCGCCCCUUAGCUCCUAUGUCUUGCUAGGGUGUUCAGGUGGAAAGUCUGCUGCUCACUUGCUUCCUGGGUGUCUCUCCUGUCAGCUGGCUGGUGUGUCAGGUGGGUUAUGGGGAGGGACAAUGUAAAUGGCGCGGCAGAGCGAUAGGUGGAAUGAGAGACACACUGGGAGGGUGUGGCAUGGAGGCAUGGAGGACUCGAGAGUGGCCGUGUGUGACUUACCCUGGGCUUGGCUUGCCUAGCCUGUGUUCUGCAGACAUGUAACACCUGAGCAUACAGGGAGUAGGUCUCCAAAGACAUGGCCUGCCUCCACGUAUCUCUGUCUUUUCUGUAUCCCCCUCAUCUCUCUCCCUCAUCCCUUUGGGCCUGUGUAGGUCCUCCUUCCUUCUUUUCCCAUGUCUGUUCCUGCUGAGACCCCAGGAGAUUGCCCUUCCUGCCUGGUGUGGCCUGGCGGUGCUCAGGCUGGGUCACCAGGAACCAAAACCCUUCCGGUUCCACUUUUGAAAUAGUUCUUAGAAGCCAGUGGGUGAAGUGGUGCUCUGGCUGGGCGGUUUAGGGGUGCUCUGACUGGGCGAUUUAGGGGUGCUCUGACGACUGGGUGGUUUAGGGAUGCUCUGGCUGGGCGGUUUAGGGGUGCUCUGACGACUGGGCGGUUUAGGGGUGCUCUGGCUGGGCAGUUUAGGGUCUCUCAGGUGUGGUGUAGGCUGACUCCUGACCCUCUUGCUCUGUUCUGCAUUCCAGGCCCGCACUCUCUCAGUCUGGCCAGGUGACCUCCGUUUAUGGUCCUCUAGGCCUCUAGACCUAGGUGGUCUCCAAGGUGUGGGAUGCAGAAACUCACAUACAGAAAUAGAGGGACCUGGAGGUAACGGGUGGUGGACAAGAGGGAGCUCCAGUCCCCAGAUGUCCCUCAGCGGGCAGGGCUGAGACCUCAGCAGCACUGAUGCAGGGGGAGGUCUGCAGGGAUGGAGAGCAUCCUCGUUGCCAACGGCGCAGGAGAUGGGCUGGCGGGGAUCAAGCAGGAGAAGCCCGAGUGGCUGCUGCAGACUGUGGUGUCUCAGGCCGCGCUUCCGGAGAAGGACAAGGAAAACAUAUUUCAGCAGCAGGGCGUCCUCCCACCGUGCCAGACCGCGGGGCGGCCCUGGGCUCUGGGGUCACAGGAGGAGAUUGGAGGUGCAUGGUGGGUCCCACCUCCUGAGCAGGAUGCACGGCUGGCUACUCGAGUUCCGGGAACAGCCCCAGGCCCGCUGAGCCCGGCACUUUCUGCGGGUGGGGGUCACUUCGUGUGUGUGGAUUGUGGGAAAAGGUUCAGCUGGUGGUCAUCCCUGAAGAUCCACCAGCGCACACACACGGGCGAGAAGCCUUACCUCUGCAGCAAGUGUGGCAAGAGCUUCAGCCAGAAGCCUAACCUGGAGCGCCAUCAGCGCCACCACACUGGCGAGAGGCCCUUCUGCUGCCCAGAGUGCACAAGACGCUUCAGUCAGAAGCAACACCUGCUCAAGCACCAGAAGACUCACUCUCGACCCGCCACCCACGCGUGUCCAGAAUGCGAGCGCUGCUUCCGGCACCAAGUGGGCCUCCGCAUCCAUCAGCGAGCGCAUGCCCGGGACCGCCUGGGUGCCCGUGUCAGCUUGCAGGAGAUGCUCCGGUAUGCUGCUGCGCGCCGCCGGGUCUGCCGCCUGCGCCCUGGAUCCCCACGCGGGCGCCCCGAGUGGGUCUGGCUGGGGCUCUGCCAGGGCUGGUGGGGCCAGCAUGGGGUACGGACAGCAGCCCAUGGCCGCUUAGGUCCCAGUGAGCAGCGCCAGUUCAUCUGUAAUGAGUGCGGUAAGAGCUUCACGUGGUGGUCAUCCCUGAAUAUCCAUCAGCGCAUCCAUACAGGCGAGCGGCCCUACGCAUGCCCUGAAUGCGGCCGCCGCUUCAGCCAGAAGCCCAACCUGACAAGGCACCUGCGCAACCACACGGGCGAGCGGCCGCACCCAUGCUCGCACUGUGGCCGCAGCUUCCGCCAAAAGCAGCACCUGCUCAAGCACUUGCGCACACACCUGCCUGGUGCCCAGUCUGCAAGGUGCACCAGCUGUGGACAGAACUACCCCAGCCGUGCGGCACUGCGGGCCCACCAGCGAGUACAUGCCACGGCAGAGCUGCUGCGUUCGCGGUCGGCAGUCCAGGGUGGUGUGCCCGGUUCAGAGCCACAAGCUGAGAUGGCCCGGAGUGUGGCUGUGAAGCCCCACCGUCCUCAGGGUGUCAAGGAAGUGCUGUGUGGUCAGGGGUGCGAGACCCUGGCUGCACCCAGUGAGCAGCGCCAGUUCAUCUGUAACGAGUGCGGCAAGAGCUUCUCAUGGUGGUCAGCGCUCACCAUCCACCAGCGCAUCCACACUGGCGAGCGGCCCUAUGCGUGCCCAGACUGCGGCCGCUGUUUCAGCCAAAAGCCCAACCUUACACGACACCGGCGCAACCACACCGGCGAGAGACCCUACCUGUGCACUGCCUGUGGCCGUGGGUUCCGUCAAAAGCAGCAUCUGCUCAAGCACCAGCGUGUGCAUCGUGGAGCUCAGGCACCACACCCCCGCCCAGAGGAGGAAGAAGAGCCGUAGUGUGUGCCCCCCGUGCAGCUAAUGGUGGUGGGUGGUAGAAUGUGUGCCUGCAGGGUGUUAUUUGGGGAACAGGAGAGACAGGAAUGCUGACUCUUGAUGCUCCCCAAGUUAGAGCCUGUUGAAAGGCUCCUCAAGGUUCGGAGGCCUGAGGAUGGUAUUCCAGAAGCCUGAAAAGUGCCUAGUGGGGGAGGUGAGAUCAAAGCUCCGAGUGUCCGUGAUGGGAAUGUGUUCAUUAGUACACCAUUCAGAACUGGCCCUCAGCCUUAGGCGCCUUGUGAAGGGCUGUUGGGGUCCCCAGGAAAGCCUCCUUGUGUGCAAUGGCCUGGAACUGAUCAAUGGUAGCACUGUCCUGUCACAUAGGCUACAAGAUGGUUAGUGGGGUCAUCCGCAUGGGAAGAUGUCACAGGCUCCAGGAUACCAGCAGUAGAGCAAAGGUUUCUAUUCCCCAGCACCAAGGACAGUGCCGCCUGUGCCGGCUUGGAUGAUUUGAUGGUCUCUCUCCAUCUGAGUGUCGUGGUGCUAGGUAAGGCAGACCUGGCCAUAGAACCGAUGAUGUGUGUGAUGACUAAGGGUUGGGGUACAGUCACAUGGUUUCAGCUCUAGCUUGGCUGCUCGGGAAGGUGGCUGUGCGGGAGUGAUCCAUCUGUUCCAAGCCUGUGGGUUUCUAUGGCUGGCUUGGGUCCGUACCCAUACUGCUGUUGGAGGAAAAUGAAGGACUGAAUAUUCCA
Messenger RNA from Peromyscus leucopus (white-footed mouse), 4128 nucleotides. It is a transcript of the gene Znf775, whose product is annotated as zinc finger protein 775. NCBI's taxonomy places the organism in Eukaryota, Metazoa, Chordata, Mammalia, Rodentia, Cricetidae. Bases 1772 to 3400 code for a protein of 542 amino acids. The record is from RefSeq and is a predicted model, not a curated record. The transcript is spliced from 3 exons.